ACCACGACAACAUGGCGACAUUCGUGUUGCUGGUUGAAUUACACUGAGUUAGCAUUCUUUCAGUGUAUAUUUUGUGAUCUGUGAUACAGGAAAGGGCAAGACAUACGUGUUGCCUAAAUGUCAUAAUUCAGGUGACCCCAACUAAUUUUGAACUAAUUAUAAUAAAAUGAAAAUUCAAUAAAGAAAUAAACGAAGUAAACCUAUUCAACGAGUCGACCUUGAAUAUUAACAAGCAGCGUUUUUAAUUCCAAUUUUUGGAAUACUUUAAUAAUUCAGACAACCAGUUUGCAGUUUAGUUCAAUAGUAUGCACAUACAUUGAUGUGUUAUAGUGAUAUUUGAGUCAUACACGUAGUAAAAAUGCAGGUAGAAGUAUACACAACCAAGAAUAAAAAACUUGGAUCUAUCACUAUAUCUGAAAAUGCAAAAGUUAAAGAAAUCAAGAAAGAAGUAGCAAAGCUAUGUAAAGUAUCUGUGGAUAGACAAUCAAUUAGAGAUGAUCUGAAGGGGAAAGAUAUCAAAGAUGAUGCUCCAAUCACCAAUCUCUCUUCAACAAGGAAAAUAUAUGUAAAAGACCUGGGGCCACAAAUUGGAUGGAAUACAGUCUUCCUCCUUGAAUAUGCUGGCCCUCUAGUUGUAUAUGCUCUAGUUUCAAUUAGACCCUGGAUUUUAUAUGGAGAAAAGGCUGCUGGAACAUCACUUGGCUCCACUGCAAGGAUUGCACUGAUAUGUUGGUCUGCUCACUAUGCCAAAAGAAUUUUAGAAACUCUAUUUGUACAUCGUUUCUCUCAUGGUACUAUGCCCAUAAAGAACCUUUUUAAAAACUGUGGAUACUACUGGGGAUUCUGUCUUUAUGUUGCUUACCAUGUCAACCAUCCACUGUACACUUCACCUCCUUACUGGAUGCAAAUCCUUGGAUUGGCCAUGUUUGUGGUAAGAAAAAUUUUGUUUGAAAAAGAUGUUUUAUAGUUGCCAGGGAUAUUAUUUCCUUCUCUUUCUAUAUCCUAUUUAUGUCUAAAGAGGUGAUGAUCUAUAAACUGCUCAAAAUCAAAUCAAAUAUAUUAUCAUAUUUGCAUUAGUAAAUGCAUAAUGAAUAUGUCAUUUUUCAAUAUAAUUGUGGUUUAGUUUAGGUGGUUUACUUCCUUUUUCCUAUAAUAUACGUAAAAGAUCAGUUUUUACCAAUAAGUUAUCGGUUUUUAACGAAAAAAAAUACAUUUUUUAUCGAUUAUGGGAACAUUUCGAUAAUGGCAUGCCCUAGUACUCAGCCACUCAACUAUGGAAGUAUUUGCAGUUUUAAGGUACCCCAUAGCUUAGUAUCAAUCUGCAAAGCAUUUUUAUAUCACAGAAAAACUGAGUUUAAUAUAUUGCACCCUAGUCUAUCAGAAUAGAUGAAAGACAAAAACAUAUGUAAUAUAGAGUAUGCAAACCCUGACAUUGAAGUAAAAUGCAAUGAUCAUAGUGAAAUCAAGAAUUUUUACUCAAGGUGGCCAUCGAAGGGGUAUGUCAGAUAUUUGAAGUUAGAUAAAAAUUUAAUUUUAGAACUGGCUUUUCUUUCACGGGACAUCGACCCGGGAAAAGUGUGAUGUAUACUUUAUGACACCAGAUGUUAUUCAUUGAUCUUGUAAGUUAUCGCUAGCUGAUUAGAUUUUAGUGCCCUAAGCUGGAUAUUGCACUUGAGUUUAUAUAUAUACAGGGUGUCCGCAAAGUUGGGGUUUUCCUUUUCAGAAACAACUACCCUUGAAAUAAC
Messenger RNA from Acanthoscelides obtectus, 1745 nucleotides. NCBI's taxonomy places the organism in Eukaryota, Metazoa, Arthropoda, Insecta, Coleoptera, Chrysomelidae. The record is from the annotation of a GenBank genome assembly.